UGAGAAGCAUAAUUAAAAGCACCGAAUAAACAAUGCCAGCAAAUAUCAAAAAAGAAUCGAGUUGUCUGUUGGUCUUCUGAUUUGUGUGUUUGUGGCCGUUCGAAUCGCUUCAACGUUCCCGCUCUGCUAUAAGCGCGUAGCAAAUAAACACAUAUACACAUACAACAAUAAAACGGAGAACAACCCAAGUUCGAGACCCGCGACUAAGCCAUAUAAAGCAGCUCUACCAAAAUGCCGCGUUCGCAUUUCACUAGGAGGCAUUGUCUAGCGAUGACGGGCGGCUUAAUUGCAUUGGCUUUGCUGAUCUUGUGCUUUACACACUCGACGGUCAUCUCGAGCAAGCUCACCGAUCCCGGCACCGACGAGUCUACGCUUGAGCUGUUGCAUGUGGUCUUUCGACAUGGCCCACGCACACCGGCGGACACAUAUCCAACGGAUCCCCAUGUAAAUGAAACCUACUAUCCAUUUGGCUGGGGACAAGUAACAAAUAAUGGCAAACGCGAGCUGUUCAACAUUGGAAGUUGGCUGCGUAAGCGUUAUGGCAAAUUCCUGGCACCCUACUACAGUCCCGAUUUGGUGCACGCACAGGCAACGGGCGUGCCACGCACACACAUGACCAUGCAAACGGUGCUGGCCAGUUUCUUUCCACCGAAAGGUACGCCCAUGGAAUGGAACAGCAAAUACAAUUGGCAGCCCAUACCGGUGUUCUCGCAGGAGCUAAAUGAGGAUACGUUACUUCUUGUGCGCACACCCUGUCCUCGCUACUUUGAAGCCCUGCACGAAGUUUAUGAGCUGCCCGAGGUGAAGAAGGAAAUCGAGCCCUAUCUGGAAAUGUAUAAGGAGCUGGCUGGCCACACCGGGCUCAGUUUCAAUGAACCGGAAGAUGUGCAAUCGCUCUAUCUGACAUUGCUCGCGGAACAGGAAUGGGGUCUAGAGCUGCCCGAAUGGACCAAGCAAUAUUUUCCCGAGAAAAUGCAGUUCCUUACCGAACAGAGUUAUGUGUAUAAUGUGUAUACGCCCGAGAUGCAAAAGAUCAAGGCGGGUCCGUUCCUAAAGAAGAUGUUCAACGAAAUGCAACAGAAGCGUAACGAAACCCUGAAGCCCGACAAACGCAAGCUCUUUAUCUAUACGGGCCACGACUCGACUGUGGUGAAUGUGCUCUCUGCUUUGAAGAUCUGGGAGCGUCAGCUGCCACGUUAUUCGGUCAUGGCAUUGUUCGAGCUGCACAAGAACAAAGAAACCGGCGAUUACUGGGUGGAGAUUUAUUUCCGCAAUAAUCCCAAGGCGCCAGCUGAAAAGUUAACUGUGCCCGGCUGUGAGUUCCAGUGUCCGUUGGAUAAGUUGCUCGAGUUGACUAAAGAUGUGGUGCCCAGCGAGGCAGAUGCCAAGCGAUGUGAUGCCCAAAAUGAGCAGUUCACAGAGCCGCCAUUGCGUGGCCCAUAGUAAGGCUAAAUGGAGGAGGAUGUAUAUUUCUGGAAUCGAACAGGUGCUAAAACUCAGGGAGCCACAAGUUAGUUAAGUUAACCAAUCAUUUAAGUCCUUCUAUUAAAGAUCAAGUAGAAAUUUGCAGCUGUCUGGUGUUUGAGCUAGCGCCAGGACCAGCGCCUCAUAUGGCAGCCAAGUUGGCUCAUUUCCGCCUGUGGCGCCGCCAUUGCCCAAUAGGCCGCUUCCGUUUGCCUUUUGCCAGCUCCGCAAACAACUUCCGCACUUAUUUUACCAGCUACCCGACAAAUGUGCCCUCUCUCUAUCUCAUGCCCUCUGUUAUGCUUUGUAUCUUUGAAUCUCGCCCGCCCUUUGGCUUUGCUCAUUUUUGCCAAGAGGUGACAUUUUUCGCAUUGCGGUUUACCAUAAACUAUUUCAUUGGGGAGUUGUUGUCUGUGUACAUUAGCAGUGCUCCAUGCUCCAUGCUCCAUGCUUGGUGCUUGGUGCUGGUGUUCCAUGCAUGCAAUUGCCAGGUCCCCACUCCAAACAGUUCUCCAUUGUUUACUUGUGUGCGUUGCCCAUCUGUCUCUCAAUGUGUGCCCAGCGUCUCGCUUUCUCCUACCAUUCUGUGUGUUUGUGUGUGUGUAUGCUCUUUGCACAUAUCUGUAAACUUUAUUUGUCAACGGGACGCAUAUGCUGUAUGCUUGCCAAAAAAGGAUAAAAAGUAGAAGAAAAAAUAUUAAAAUAAAGGAAUCAUAUCCUCGCUCACAGUCA
This is a messenger RNA of Drosophila virilis, 2196 nucleotides long. RefSeq names its product venom acid phosphatase Acph-1. Gene Ontology annotation, molecular function: phosphatase activity. Lineage: Eukaryota; Metazoa; Arthropoda; Insecta; Diptera; Drosophilidae. The record is from RefSeq and is a predicted model, not a curated record. Gene Ontology annotation, biological process: dephosphorylation.